Molecule: messenger RNA, 3425 nt
Organism: Morone saxatilis (striped sea-bass)
Lineage: Eukaryota; Metazoa; Chordata; Actinopteri; Moronidae
Gene: phc2b
Product: polyhomeotic homolog 2b (Drosophila)
Exons: 15
Coding region: 115-2895 (926 amino acids)
Cellular component (GO): PRC1 complex; nucleus
Molecular function (GO): protein binding; zinc ion binding
Source: RefSeq, a predicted model, not a curated record
CGGAUAUAGCACAGAAACACGCUUGCACACGCUCAGUCAGUCACUCAGUCAGCCGCUCAGUCAGGCAGACAAAGAAGAGCAACAUCCUGCAGGAGGACAGCACGCUCCCGGGGGAUGGGGCAUCAUACCCCUGCAUCGCGUUGGGGGGGCCGGAGGAGGCACAGGAGAGCCAUUCAGAAGAGCCGGGGGUCAAAGGUGAGAAGAGCAGAGGGCACCAUGGAGAGUGAGCCAGGGGCCCCUGCCUCCACGGCCAACAGCACCGGCUCCACCUCCACCUCCUCCAUGACCACCGCCUCCUCCAACACAGCUGCCGGCAGUAGUAGUACCUCUAACACUACUACUACUGCUUCUACCACUUCCACUAGCAGUAGUAAUAGUAGUAGCAGCGGUGGUAGUAGUAACACUAGCAGUACCACUAGCAGCACUACAACAGGAAGACAGGCAGUGCCUCAGAUAUCCGUUUACAGUGGGAUUCCUGACCGACAAACAGUGCAGGUGUUCCAGCAGGCGUUACACAGACAGCCUAACACAGCAGCACAGUACCUGCAGCAGAUGUACGCUGCUCAGCAGCAGCAUCUGAUGCUGCAAACCGCAGCCCUCCAGCAGCAGCACAACCUCAGCACUGCUCAGCUCCAGAGCCUGGCUGCUGUACAACAGGCCAGUAUCGCAGCUGGCCGGCAAAGCUCUUCACAGAAUGGCACUUCAUCCCAGCAAACAGGAUCUACUCAGGCUACGAUCAACCUGACCACCUCCCCAGCGGCAGCUCAGCUGAUCAGCCGGGCCCAGAGCAUUAGUUCCACCCCCACCAGUAUAUCCCAGCAGGCUGUUCUGCUGGGCAGCCCAUCUAGCCCCACUCUCACGGCCAGCCAGGCACAGAUGUACCUACGUGCACAGAUGGCCCAGCAGAGUAACCUGGUGCAGGUGGCCAGGAGCCUUGGCCGGGCUGUUCCUCUGUCCCCACAACUCAUCUUUACUCCAACAGCCACAGUGACAGCUGUCCAGUCAGAGAACUCUACGCAGGCUUCCUCACAGAAUCAGGUCCAGAAUCUGGCCAUCCGUGGCCAGCAGGUGGCGACCACGUCCUCCUCUCAGACUCAGACCCUGCAGGCACUCAGUCUGAAGCAGAGCCCUGUGCCCAUUCAGCCGGCUUCAAUGAUCAAGAAUCCCAGCCAAGUAAUGCAGGCCUCCACAGGAGGGAAAGCCAGCUCCUCCGACAGUUUGUCUGAAGCAGGGAAGAAGGGGGACAGCGCAGCAGUCACAGAAGUCCGAGCUAUAAACAUGAGUCGCAGUGUCACAGCUGUCAGUGCUCAGCCUCUGAUCGCGCCAGCAUACACACAGAUUCAACCCCACUCCCUGGUUCAGCAGCACAAGCAGCAGCAGCAGCAGUUUGUGGUCCAUCAGAGUCAAGGUUCCCAGAGGGCCGCGGGCCAGCUGCUGCAGACGGCCUCCAUUCAGCCGUCACAGCACCCUGUCCCUGUACUGCCCAAACCUGCUCCAAACCAACCCUCCACGCCCAGCCAGCAGGCCACCAUCUUCCAUUCUACCAUCAGCCCCCACGCCCUCCACUCCUCCCUCAACCAUGCCAAAGCUCAGCCUGUCCAGCUCACUGCCAUCAACCUACAAAUACAGCCAACAGCCUCUCGACUGCUUCAGGACUGCAAAGAUAAGCCAACAUCACUGGUGGUCAGAGAGACGUGUCCAACCCCCAGCACACAUCAACAGCAGCCGCAACAACAACAACAACAACAACAACAACAGCAACAGCAACAACCUGCGCCUGCGCCUUUGCAACCCUCAAAGCCCAUAGAGCAGCCCAAGGUCAGCCCAUCCACACCAGCUGUUCAGCCACAAGGAGGGGGCUCAACCAAGAGGCCGAGCGCUGCACCUGGGACCCCACCUCCAGCCAUGACCUCAGGAAAUGAGAGCGAGGCGCCCACCGUGACGGGCAGCACGCCGCAGAACGGAGAGAACAAACCGCCCCAGGCCAUCGUCAAGCCCCAGGUCCUCACACAUGUCAUCGAAGGCUUUGUCAUUCAGGAGGGGGCCGAGCCGUUCCCCGUGUGUGUGGAGCGUCUGCCCAUUCUUAUCGACAGCCCGAAGAAGCUGGACCAUCAGCUCUCUUCAGACCCCGACAAAACCCCGGUCAGCAACGCAGCAAACACCGACUCAGAGCCUGAGGACAUGAACCCGCCAGAAAAAGAGCAAGAACCCAAGCUGACCUGUGAAUACUGUGGCUGGGUCGACUUUGCCUACACGUUCAAAGGCUCUAAAAGAUUCUGCUCAAUGGUUUGUGCAAAGAGGUACAAUGUGGGCUGUACGAAGCGGAUAGGCCUUUUCCGACCAGAGAGGAGUAAACCAACAAACCGCUGGCGUAGAAGAUCUCAGGGCCGCCCCAGUAUAGAGGCAAAGAAGCAGAAGCUGGCCCCCUCCCUGCAGCAGACUCAGGGCGGCUCUGUAUCCUCACCGCAUCCCUCGCAGCCCAGUCAGGAGGAGUCUAGCCCGUGUUCGGACAUGUCCAGCUACGAGGAGCCGCCGUCUCCCCUGUCAGCCGCCAGCUCGGGACCCCUGGCCCCCGCUCCAGCCCCAGCUCAGGUCCCCGUCCACCGGUAUCCGAGCAGGGCCUCGGUCCAGGAGAGCUGCGCUGAGAGAGACGCGCCUUCGCACUGUCAGCGCUUCUUACCCAACGACCCCACCAACUGGAAUGUGGAGGAAGUUUACGAGUUCAUCCGUUCACUGCCAGGUUGUCAGGAGAUAGCAGACGAGUUUCGCUCUCAGGAGAUCGAUGGGCAGGCCUUGCUUCUGUUAAAGGAGGACCAUCUCAUGAGCACCAUGAACAUUAAACUGGGACCCGCACUCAAGAUCUUCGCACGCAUCAACAUGCUCAAAGACUCUUAGCAGGAUCUCUGUGUGUGUGUGUGUGUGAGUGUGUGUGAAAUGUGUGUCGUGUGUGUGUUUGUAAGUGUAUGAGAGAAAGGCAGAGUGUAAAACUGGCACAGGGCAAAUGAUGCGUCAUCGUAGCACUGACAACACAGACUGACUGCACUAUGACCUCACCUUCUCCCCACUACUGGACUGGUUCCUUUGAUAGAGAAUCUCACUUUAGCUGGCAGGACUGAUGGUGGUUAUAUUAGAGUUUCUGUUUGAGGACUGGAAGCUGUUGUCUCUGUGUUUUCAUGCACUCACAGCAGUUCUUUGCUAGUUAGAAACAAUGAAGGCGAUCUACAUCGAUCUGCGAUCUGUGCCAAAUUACAAAAUGCUGAUUCUCACAUUAAAUGAGUGAAUAUAUUUGAUUUACACCUGGUGUUAACAUGCAAGUCGUAUCUGGAUAAAGAACAACGCAGGGCUGAUUCACAUCCUUCAAAGCUUUGACUGUUGCUAUGGUAAUUGACAUCCAAAUCAACAGGGAGAGAGAGAAACAAUAAAGG